CCAUAAUAUUGAAAAGGUGUUUUGCCUUUGGCGAAUUGGCGGUAGUCGCUCAGGCGGUGACAUUGCUCGCCGUAGAAUUAUGGAUCAUCACCAUCAAUAAGUUCGUCUUGAUGAAGAACUUGCAUUUUCGCAAACAUUCACCGAGCGAGAUCACGACAUUUCAAUUAGCUUUAAUCCUGGGAAUGUUAAUGAUAGGAAUCGUUUUGUCACCAAUAUUUAUUCGUUCGCGUCAGUUAGCUCAACAACCAAAAUGGAAAAACAAGCGUGUACACGUGCGCGCAUCUAAUAAUG
Molecule: messenger RNA, 291 nt
Organism: Acaulospora colombiana
Lineage: Eukaryota; Fungi; Glomeromycota; Glomeromycetes; Diversisporales; Acaulosporaceae
Source: the annotation of a GenBank genome assembly